This is a messenger RNA of Olea europaea var. sylvestris, 694 nucleotides long. Its product is annotated as inositol-pentakisphosphate 2-kinase-like. Gene Ontology annotation, cellular component: nucleus. Gene Ontology annotation, molecular function: ATP binding; inositol-1,3,4,5,6-pentakisphosphate 2-kinase activity. The coding region runs from base 270 to 608 and encodes 112 amino acids. The record is from RefSeq and is a predicted model, not a curated record. NCBI's taxonomy places the organism in Eukaryota, Viridiplantae, Streptophyta, Magnoliopsida, Lamiales, Oleaceae. The transcript is spliced from 3 exons. Gene Ontology annotation, biological process: inositol phosphate biosynthetic process.
UAUUUUCCAGGGAUUGGCUGAAUAAAAGACAACUACUGAGGGCCCAAACUUUUAAAGUUCGACGUAGGACUCAAAAUCUCAAGUCUGACCUUGAAUCUACCACAAAGCACUGCUAGUCAAACCAUUGACCUUCCCUCUUUCUCUCUUUCCAAACAGAUAAAUUUCCACUGCCUUACUGCAUUUCAAAUUACUGAAUUCAGAUAAACUGAGAUUUACAUUUAUUUAUUUAGUGUGUGUGUGUGUGCUAUUCUAUAUUUUGUGGGCAGUGGAUGGCGUUGGUGUUGCAGGCGAAAGACACUCUGGAGUGGGCUUAUAGAGGAGAAGGUUUUGUCAAUCUAGUUCUUGCUUAUUGUGGAAAAUCCCCUGAUUUUGUUGGAAAAGUUCUACGGAUGAGAAAAGUUCCAAAGUAUGGAUCUGAAUAUGAGAAUGGUCAUUCUGCCCUUACUAUGCAUGAAUGCCUCCUAUGGGGGGAACUUGAAGGCCUUGUUUCAGCACCUACGGGAGAAAUUGCAGAGCAAUUAUAUUUGCAGCAAGUAAUGUGCCCAUUGUUGGGUUCCAAACAUGUUGAUGCCGGGGUAAUUAUUAUAGCCUUAUUCGUGUUCUUGUGACCAGAGAAUUUUUGGAGGCAGUUGAAAAUAAGGGCCCAUUUGAUUGCAAAGAUGAAAUUUGGAUGGAAAGAAAAUAAAUUUCAGGG